Adelges cooleyi (spruce gall adelgid) is the source of this 1204-nucleotide messenger RNA. RefSeq lists its product as uncharacterized. The record is from RefSeq and is a predicted model, not a curated record. NCBI's taxonomy places the organism in Eukaryota, Metazoa, Arthropoda, Insecta, Hemiptera, Adelgidae. Bases 442 to 1119 code for a protein of 225 amino acids. The transcript has 11 exons.
UGAUGGUGACAUUGCUGCCGAAAUUUGCUAUAGAGUGUUAUUAUUUUAGUGGUUAAGGGUUUAUUUAAAUAUUUUAUUAUUUUUUUUUCUUUACUAUAAUAUUUAUAACCACAAGUGUUGCCUAAGUUUUUCCCAUAUAUUAUAGUGUAAUAAUAUAAAUCAUACAAACACGUUUCAUAUUUUGUCUAUAAACUCAGCAUAGGAGACGUAAAACACGUUCACAAUGAUGUAUUACCUUGUUGUUUUGUUUCAUUAUUAAACUUGCAUACACAACUGUGGUAAUAAUAAUAUGACUAGUUUUAUUAUACAAUAAAAAAAAAGGUUAACAUAUACGAACAAUUAUAAUAACACGGAUUUUAGUCAGGCGCUUUAAUUUUUUUCAUCGAUAAAAAACACAUAAAAAAGAAAAAAAUAAUUAUCAGUUCAAUAAUUUAAAUAAAUAUGAAAUUGUUCUGUGUUUUUUUUACACUAUUUGUCUUGGUAAAUGGGGUUUUGAUAGAUCAAGAAAUAACGAACUAUAAAAAAGAAGUUGUCAUUACAAAUAGUUACAUCCAGCAAGCUUCUGACUAUAAUCAUUCUUCAGUAGGAGGAAAUGGUUUGGAGUAUGUAAUUAAAUCAAUUGUUUAUGAAGAUGAAUAUUGGAUAGACCAAUUGAGUUAUAUGAUCGCUGUACCGGAUAAGGCUAACCUGACCAAUAUACAAGAACCAAUUUCAGAAUAUAUAGAUCAAGAGAAAGCUAUGCAAAAAGAAAUAAUAAAUAAUCUACCUCUUCUUGUGACUCAAGUUCCAGACCAAAAUUUUAGUCAAUUAGAUUUGACACAACUUGGAGAAAACAGAAGACUUCGUACUGGAAAAGCUGUAAAAAAAUUGAUCAGACGUGCAUUAGGUUUGGACGAUCCAGAUACCACUUUUAGUCAGUUAUGUAGUUAUAUAGGACUGAUGGCCAGUACGAAAAUCGCCAAAGUAUUUACAACAGUUUUUAAUACUGACCCUGUCAUUUGUUUGUUAUGGGAUGGAGCCGAUCAUUAUAUAAAAUACAAAACCAUCAAAGGUAUAUUUUAUCAAGUCGACAACGAUACCGAUACGGAAAUAGAACCACUUUCGGCGCAGCUGGUUUAAUAAUUUAGACUAGAAAUCAUAAGUAUAACUAUUUUAAAAUUACAUAGUACGGUUAUUUUAUUGAAAAAUGAUUUGCAUAUUGCAC